This is a messenger RNA of Eutrema salsugineum, 724 nucleotides long. RefSeq lists its product as uncharacterized. The record is from RefSeq and is a predicted model, not a curated record. Bases 56 to 649 code for a protein of 197 amino acids. Lineage: Eukaryota; Viridiplantae; Streptophyta; Magnoliopsida; Brassicales; Brassicaceae. The transcript is spliced from 3 exons.
CUUUGAAUUUAUAAUUUUGGUCAUCAAUUGGUUGGGAGUUUUGGGUGGAAAUCCGAUGGCUCUUUCUAAGAAAUGGGCUUCGAUAAUCUCCGUUAUCGCUUCUUCUGUGUUUACAUUCAUCAUCGUCUUCCAGAUUCCUCUUUUCAGAGUCGCGUGCAGGAACAAGAGCUGCGAAUCACCAUUGGAGGUAAUAUCCUCUCGGUUGAUUGGAAGUGAAGUCCUUCCUUCCUCUGUUGUGAAGAGCCUCCUUUAUCCUGGUGCCAUUGCCAAGUCUCUUAUCGGUGGCUCCGGACUCCCAAGCUAUCACAACUUGUUCGAGUUCUACAGUUUCCAUGAGCUGAAUAGAGCCUCUUUUUCAACCGAUAUUCGUCAUCUUGAGGUGUUUGCUGGGAGUUGUUUAUGCCUGCUUGGAGCUUUGCUGAGCCUGUUCAAACCCACAAGAAUCAGCUUUAUUGCAACGCUUCUCAUAUAUUGGGGUCUUACCACAGAGAUUCUUCUAUUGGACUCGGCUCAUGCCUUGACAAACUCUGUUCGUGUCUACCACCCAACGCUGUUUCUCGCUUCUCUUUCUGCAUUUCUCUCCAUCCGUAGCGAUGUCAGGAAGAUCAUCCGGUGUUGCAGAUCUAAGCCCUUUUCCAAAACUCUCUGACCCACAAAAAAACAAAAGAAGAGGCUAGGGUCCCUGCUUCACUAACUUAGUUUUGAAGAACUCGUUAUUACUUUA